ACGUGCGGUGUUUGUAAACACCGUUGAACACACCUCCAUCGGAAACAAUUCGAUUAGAUUGCAAAACAAAGGAUUGGUGAUAAUGUGUCGGUAUAAAUUCCUGUAAAUGGGAACGUUGCCAGGUAGUCGUGUUAUUAAUUCGACCAUACAUUCUACCGAACCAGUUUCUAGACGUGUACACACGCCGAAGGUUAGAGUGACCUCCCUUCAAGAACGAAUCGAAGAUGGCGGCGUUGAGAGGACAGGUAACAAGACUCAUCAUCAACUCUGGGAGGAGGUCAAUAAGGAGCUAUACAGUUGCCAGCUCAUUCAGAUACAAUGACUUGAAGGUGACGCUGACCGAUGACCCACAGCCCAAGCCCCCGACUGACAAGUUGGUGUUCGGACACCACUUCACCGACCACAUGCUGGAGGUGGCGUGGAGCAAGGAAGGGGGAUGGAAGGCGCCGGAGAUCGUUCCUGUCCAUGAGUUCAAGAUGCACCCUGCCGCCAAGGUUCUUCACUAUGCUACAGAGCUGUUCGAAGGGAUAAAGGCCUUCAGGUGUGUGGACAACAAGAUCCGGAUCUUCCGGCCCAUCGAAAACAUGAAGAGAAUGAACAGAUCUGCAGAAAGAUCAGCUCUGCCUACUUUUGACAGUGUUGAGCUGAUCAAGUGUAUUAGCAAGCUGGUCAGUAUCGACAGCGAGUGGGUGCCCUAUUCCAAAGACUGCAGCCUCUACUUGAGACCCACUCUCAUCGGCACCGACCCGACGCUGGGUGUGACUGUAAGCAACACGGCUCUCCUGUACGUUCUGCUGGGCCCUGUUGGACCCUACUUCCCCACUGGCCUCAAGCCCAUCACACUCCUUGCGGACCCCCAGUAUGUUCGAGCCUGGCCCGGCAGCUGUGGAGAGUACAAGAUGGGAUCGAACUACGGUCCAACCAUUGCCAUCCAGGACAAGGCACUGAAGGAGAACAACGCCCAGCAGGUGCUCUGGCUGUUUGGACCUGACCACCAACUGACAGAGGUUGGCACCAUGAAUCUCUUCAUGUACUGGAUCAACGAGAAGGGAGAGGAUGAGCUGAUCACUGCUCCCUUGGACGGCCUCAUCCUGCCGGCCGCCACUGGCAUGAGUCUCCUGGAUCUGGCCAGAGAGUGGGGAGAGUUCAAGGUGACAGAGGAUAGAUACAACAUGAAGCAGUUGCUGAAGGCCCUCCAAGAAGGAAGGGUGAAGGAGAUAUUCGGUGCAGGCACGGCAAGCACAGUGUGCCCAGUGGAUAAGAUCCUGUACAACAACCAGGUGCUGGAGAUCCCGACCAUGAAGGAGGCUAAACUCACCAACAGGUUCAUGUCCGUACUCACCGAUAUCCAGUUGGGCCGCAAACCUCAUGAGUGGAUGCUGGAUGUGGAUGAUGUUGAGGAAGAUGAGAAAAUGGGAAUGAAGGCCUGAGUUGUCUCCCUUUUCACUUUGCAAAUCGGAGUGAUCUCCCCUCUGUACACAGUCUCUUGAUAUUGUCACUGUUAGAGACACUGUUAUACAUAGAGAACAAAUGCCACUAGUUGACAAUUGUCUCAGUUUUGGUCAACACUGAAUGUCUUAAUUUCAAUAUUCAUGAAGGUUCUUGCACUCAAAAAUGGAACCCAUUCCUUCAUAUAUGUAUAGAUGUUCAAAUUUUAAUAUAUUUUAAGUAUACAUUUCAUGCCUGUGUUGGCUGAUAAUACCGUUAUUGAUCAAAUGGUUGACAUGUGUCAUCAGGGAUGACCUCAAAUGUCUCGGUUGAACGAAUCUCAAAUAUGUGAUCCAUCUAUUUAGCAUUGGAUAUUGGUGUAAGUAUACAAGGUGGGGUGCUAUUUAGGUCAAUUACGGUAAUCAAAUGUUGUUUAGAGACAAUUUAAUGUGCUCCUUGCAGAGUACAAACUCUACAUUGACCGGAAAUAUUGAUCUUUUAUAUUUUUAUGUGUGUUUUACUUGAUAGAAUCUCUACGCGUUUCAUGACUGAGGGUGAUACUCCGUGUAAUAUUUGUACAAAAUGGAACAGGUGUGUAUAUAGUUGGGAUUGAUUUUAUUUUGUUUCCAUAGCAACUAUUUUGCGUCUGUAUUUUUGGUUGCCAGAGACUAUUUUGACUUGUUUUUGUUUCCAUAGCAGCUGUGGUUUCUUUUAUUGAUGAGUGUUAUUAUUUAGUUUUGAUGUGGUGCACUUUGGACCAAGGGUAUUGCGGGGCCAUCUUGAUGCAAGUAUGAUGCAGAAAGGGACUCAAGAUCGACGAAUGAGGCCAUGGCCUUAGAUUUUCGAAGUUCUCUUAGCACUAAGAUAGUCGUAAGUUAAUGUCAAUUUAUGGCACUUACGACUAUCUUAACGGUAAGAUAGCUUCAAAAUCUAGGCCUGUGAAUCUUCAAGUGGUGUGAAUCCCCAAUCACUCAGCAGUGUUGUAACAUGUCACAGUGGUUACAGGCUGGGACAUCUUUUCUGCAGCAUCUGUUGGAGGUGAGGGAUUGAUGCCGUGACAAUAUGAACCGUAACAUCUGUUCUAUGCCAUAGGGUGAUGUUACGUUGUAAUACAGUCAUUACCUGUAACAUCUGUUCUAUGCCAUAGGGUGAUGUUAGGUUGUAAUACAGUCAUUACCUGUAACAUCUGUUCUAUACCAUAGGGUGAUGUUACGUUGUAAUACAGUCAUUACCUGUAACAUCUGUUCUAUACCAUAGGGUGAUGUUAGGUUGUAAUACAGUCAUUACCUGUAACAUCUGUUCUAUGCCAUAGGGUGAUGUUAGGUUGUAAUACAGUCAUUACCUGUAACAUCUGUUCUAUGCCAUAGGAGUGAUGUUAAGUGAUGUUGGGUUGUAAUACAGUCAUUACCUGUAACAUCUGUUCUAUGCCAUAGGGUGAUGUUAGGUUGUAAUACAGUCAUUACCUGUAACAUCUGUUCUAUGCCAUAGGGUGAUGUUAGGUUGUAAUACAGUCAUUACCUGUAACAUCUGUUCUAUGCCAUAGGGUGAUGUUAGGUUGUAAUAAAGUCAUUACCUGUAACAUCUGUUCUAUGCCAUAGGGUGAUGUUACGUUGUAAUAAAGUCAUUACCUGUAACAUCUGUUCUAUGCCAUAGGGUGAUGUUAUGUUGGAACACUGCCAUUACCUGUAACAUCCGUUGUGGGUAAUGUUACACUGCCAUGUCAUCUGUUACACUGUAACACUCCCAUGACCUGUAACAUCUGUACUUGAUGGCUGUAACUGCAUCCCGGCUUCAUCACGUGCUCCCCACAGUAACAUACAGACAUCUGUCUCUCGUCACGUUGUUUUAUUUUGUUUUAAACCGAGUGCCAUUGAAGAUUAUCAUAUCAAUAUAUUGGUUGCUGAAUCUCCGUUGUUGUUGACAUUACCUUAGUUCCAGUUAUCCCGUUAGGUUGCCAUAACGAUGUACGCGUUCUUAGUAUUCUAUGCAUGUAUUCAGUUUCAAUAUUCGGUUCUCAUAUCACGAGCAUAUUCCGUUGUCCAUGACAGACUCUAGACAUGUUUUUGAAUGACCAACCAACAACCACUGGCUGUUAAUCUGACCUAGGUCCCGAUCCACUAAACGUUUGUAGCACUAGGACAUUCGUAAGCUUAGGGAUCGUUCAUAAUAUAUGGCUAGGGGGUGAUGAUGAUUUUUAUUGAGAAGCAUGUACAAUGUGAGUGACUCACCUGAAAUUUAUGUACAAAGUAAGUCACACACCACCCCUGCAUGUCAUGUACAAAAUCAAUGACCACCCUUCCCUGUUCCCAAAUUUUUUUAAUAUUCUUUUGUACAAAAUUGCUGCCCCCCCUAGUUAAUGUGCACAUAUUUGAUAACCCCCCUACAUCCCCAGAACAAAAUGGGUGACCCCCCUUAAAAUCAUCAUCCCAACACACACACACAUGCGCACGCACGCACGCACGCACGCACUACACACACACAAAUAAUAAUAAUAAUAAUGAACAGUCCCUUAUGGUAAACUAAAGAGUUAUGACCAGUUGUAACUUUACGAAGACUUUUGGGAAUCGGGACCCAGACCAUCACAGCCAGUGUGCAUGGAUGGCCUGCCAUGCAUUGACUGAUCUUCCAAUGUAUUGCCUAUACUGCUCACCAGAAAUAAGGGAACAACAUACUUCACAAAUCCUGUUUAUAGAAGGUCAUCUUAUCCAAAUUAACAUAUCUGAAUUAUUAAUAAGCAUGACCUCCGUGAAGGAUAAUUCUUGUUGACUGUUCCCUGAUUAGAUGAAGAAGUUUUAAUGAUUCUGAUAAUAAUGGACCGAUUCCACCCUCGAUUACAUUUAGAUGUCAAUGGAUCAGUAUCCAAUCAAAUUCUGUUCUCAGCUUCCUUGUGCAUCCGAGACUGUAAAAUUGAUGAAGUGCCAGAAGGCAGACUCUGACAUCCUUCCAUCCAGAUCCUGGGAAAUGUUCCCUUAUUUUUGGUGGUCAGUAUAUAUGUGUAUCCCUCCUGUUGUUUUGUACUUUCAGCCCUGAGACCUAAAACACUUAGGACAGUUGCCUAGAUGUAAAUGACAGAGAUUAGUCUUUGAGCCCUUCCACAGGAUGUGGUUUUUAUGUCAACAAAUCAAAAUGUUACUUAAUUAGUCUAGUCAUAAUAUGGAUGUUUUUUUGCCAUUUGUGUUGUCUGAAAAAUUCAGCGACAUCUUCAGCCAAAUGUAACACCUUUGAGAUUAUAGAUUCGUGAAAGGUGCAGGUGGCCUUGAUGUCUAAGGUGCCGCAGUUUACUGAGAGUUGCUUCCCUUGGGCCAGCAGAGACCUGGGCACUGUUUCACAAAGCUAUUCGCAGUGCUAGGACUGUCGUAACCCCUAUACUGUAACAUAGAUUUACGACAGUCGUAGCGCUACAAUAGCUUUGGGAAACGGGACCCUGUUGUCGUGGCUUCAGAUCCCGGUUGGCUCCCAUUGUUUCUAGGUUUGUUAGCAAAUGGUAAAUGUUUAGGACCUGCAUAACUCCAAAUCUUCUCCCACAUCUGCCUGACAUGAGCUGGUGUAACUGGAAUACUGUCCAAAGCACACAUGUAAUCAGCUAGCGUUGACUUGCUUCUUCCUGUUUCACAUGGUUGUCGAUCACAGUAUAAACACAUACAACAGGACAAUAUUAUUGUCAGACAAUUUCUGGUACCUUCUGUCACUGUAUCCUAAUUUUAAUAUUAAUAUGACUUAAUGUGUUAUUUGCCAAAAGAGAUAUAUACUAAGAGAAAAAAAUAAAGGAACAGGAAAAUUCAAGCGUUCCUUUAAUAUUUUCCAGUUUUCAUCACAACUUCGAAUAACGCUGUGGAAGGAAAUCUGAGAAUAAAUAAAGGAACACUGCCAUGAUGUGGUGUUCCCUUAUUUUUUUUUCUCAGUAUAUUUUUUAAUGCAGUUACGGUACUGAACAAAAUGUGAUAUAUACAACUUGAAUGAACCUGUCUGAUAUCUGCUGUGAAAAUUCAGUAUUAGUUACCAUGGUGAUGGAAGAGUGUGUGAUUUUAACUAUUAUAAUGUUGCUUUGUGGCUUUUUUCAAAUCAGCUGAUCAAUAUAUUGCAGUGUAUGUUCUGGUACUUAGCUAUCGAGAAUGAAAUAUUUGAAGAGUUACUUCCCUAGAUAACAUGUGGCCAUCGCUUUGUUCUUCAUAAUUCUAUCUCAGGUUAUUCUGUUCUUUGUUUGUUAUAUCCCAGCUUAUUAGUAUUAGUAUAAGUAUUGUUUUAAGCCAUAUGAAUGAUUACAACAUUUUUAUAUAUAUCAUAUUUUUUCUCUGAUGAUUAUCUGGUCAGAGAUGCCAAUAACUGGAGCUUACUGUUAACAAGUGCAUCUUGCUGGUAACAAAGGCAUAUUGCUGGUAACAAAGGCAUAUUUUUGGUAACAAAGGCAUAUUUCUGGUAACAAAGGCAUAUUGCUGGUAACAAAGGCAUAUUUCUGGUAACAAAGGAAUAUUGCUGGUAACAAAGGCAUAUUUCUGGUAACAAAGGCAUAUUUCUGGUAUCAAAGGCAUAUUUCUGGUAACAAGUGCAUCUUGCUGAUAACAAAGGCAUAUUUCUGGUAACAAAGGCAUAUAUCUGGUAACAAAGGCAUAUCGCUGGUAGCAAAAGCCUAUCUCUGGUAACAAAAUCGUAUCACUGGUAACAAAAGCAUAUCACUGGUAACAAAUACAUAUUGCUGGUAACAACAGCAUAUCUCUGGUAACUAAGGAAUAAAGCUUUUAACAAAAGCAUAUCUCUGGUAACAAAGGCAUAUCGCUGGUAACAAAAUCAUAUCGCUGGUAACAAAGGCAUAUCUCCUGUAACAAAAACAUAUCUCUGUAACUAAGAUAUAUGACUGGCAUUCAUAUAGGACAGUCCAAUAUCAGUUACAAUAAACAGUUUCUAACAUGGAUUGAUAGCAAAUGUAACACCUCAGUACUGAGGUAUUAGUCUCUUCCUGGAGGAAAUACCUACCCGUAUACAGUUUACAUUUUGGUUUCAGAAAAAAUCUGAAAAUAGAUAUAAUUAUGAGUAAUUAAUUGUCAGGAUGUUCUUACACAUGGAUGACAAAGAUAUUAUCAAAAUCAGUGUGGUACUGUAAACAUCAAACCAGCAAGAAUUUACUGUCUAAUGUAUGAAUAUAUAUGCUGCAUUUAAUAUUAUGUCUCUUUUGACAAUUUUAACUUCAAUUUGUUCAGAAUACAAACAAGAAAAAAAACCGACAUUGGACAAAAAUACUGACCUUGACAUAUGACUAUGUAACCAUGGUAACAGUUUUUGUUCUCUAUAGCAACAACUGAUGAAUCUCGCAGUAUUUUUUCGGAGUGUUUCCUUUUUCCUCCAUAUUGUAUUAUCAGACUUUUCCUUUUUCACAGGCAGCUUUUGAGCACUUCAUUAUUUUGCACUUAUGGUGUAUGAAUGUAAUUGUACAGAAUGUGAGAUAUUGUGGUCCUAGUCCGUGACAGUUCCGGAACGGAAUAUAAGUACUUGGAAUAUACAUAUAUAUAUAAAAGUUAAUAUGUUGUUAGGACUGGGAACAAACGUAGAAGAAAUGUUUGACAUACUCAAAUGUUUAAGAAUACCAGAUUUUUCAUAUGACAGUGACUGAUUAACUGAGUGAAAUGAAUUAUUUGGACAUAAGGAAGAGAGUCUUUUAUGGAUGUCAACUUCUUUAUUAUGAGGAACACGAUGUUUCAGAGUAUAUCCUUACUACUUCAUCAGAUGACAUCCAUAAAAGACCCUCUUCCUCAUGUGUAUCACUUCUUUAUGCCAUUUAAAGAAAUGAUUUUAACGUUCUUUAAUUUCUCUUGAGUAUUAUGUACUUAUUCCAGAUUCCUGCUGGACCACAUUUGUCCUCUUCAUCCAAUUUCAAAACUCAUUUUGAUCAAAAACUGCAGCAUGAAAAUGGGAACAAAAGGAUGUGAUAGAUGUGGACAAAAGGAUGUGAUAUGACAUCAGUUUUCUUUUUCAACCGUUUCUCACUCGUUUCCAGUCCCUGCAACACUUGUUUCUUAUUGUUACCAUAGCAACCACGUUCCUGUAAUUGUUCUCCACCGUAGGGGUCACAUGGGUUCAAAUCCCUAGUGGAACUAACUUUGGUCCAAGGAACUAAUCUCAUGAAUAAUGUACAUGUGUAUCUAUGAAGAUCUCUUUGAUUUUAUGCAGUAUUUUGUUAUAAAAAUGUUUUGCUUACAUUUUACACGUUUCAGCAUAUCAUUUUUUAUCUGCGAAGCUUCGAGCUAGCAUGACAUUUUUCUCUGCACGUAAAAUCUUCAUCGACCAUCGAAACUAGACUGCUUUGGUCUUAUAUACAAAAACAAUGUACGAAGAAAUGCACGUUUUAAUUUAUGAACCAUCCAACUCAAAAUAAUUAAAUGUGAAAAAAGUAUUAAAAAGUGAAAAGCAGUUAUUCCCAAACAGAAGUUAGUAAUCUGUUAUGAAAACAAACUUAAAUAGUGUUGCCAUCAGCAUGAAAAAAAUAUGAAAAGUAUGCUAAUUAAAACGUGUUGAAAAUCCCGUCCACUACUUAAUAUUGAGGAAGUAAAAAAUGUAUUUAAAAUUUGAUAUUUUAAAUCAUAUAUAUUUAUUCGAAUAUUUUGCUCCGGUGUCUGUAAACAAAGAAAGAAAAUACAAGUUAAGAGGUCUGUUGUUAUGUACUUGCACAAACAAUUGUGGGCUGUGUGAUAGCUGAAUGGUUAGAAUGUUCUGUAUUUUGUUGUUUGGUAACUUCUGAAAUUGGUACUGUGUGUGUGUGGCGUGUUCACUGUAUUGAUAUUCCUAGAAUAUUUCCUAAGGUUUCAUUAGACCUAACUCAAGUACUUUAACAAUAUUGAGUUUAUACACUCUAAGGAAUGGUUGGAUUUGGGAGAUGCUGAUUGCUUGGGUAGUUUCUUGCCCUGUUUGAGAUUACAGUGUCUUGUAGUGAUAUUUGAAAUAAAUGUGUAACCAA
Molecule: messenger RNA, 8374 nt
Organism: Haliotis rubra (blacklip abalone)
Lineage: Eukaryota; Metazoa; Mollusca; Gastropoda; Lepetellida; Haliotidae
Product: branched-chain-amino-acid aminotransferase, cytosolic-like
Biological process (GO): L-leucine biosynthetic process; L-valine biosynthetic process
Cellular component (GO): mitochondrion
Molecular function (GO): branched-chain-amino-acid:2-oxoglutarate transaminase activity
Source: RefSeq, a predicted model, not a curated record